GUAGCACAUGUGGGUAUUUAAAAACAACCGACACUUCAAAAAUACGAGAUGAUGACUGCAAUGGAUUACGGCGGUUUGUUUGCGAGAAGCGGGCAGAAAGUGCAACAACUUCAAGACCAACAUCAACAGCAACGGUGUGUUCUGCAAACCCCUGUAAAAACGGCGGAAAAUGCAAGGAGACUGGUAAUAAAAGACGCAAACGGAGUAAAGACAGCAUUUUCUCGGGGUUAGUCUCCGCUUUAUUUAAACCGAAGGGGAAUUCUGGUUCCGCAGAGAACACUGGUUAUAGUUGUGAAUGUCCUGCUGGCUUUGGUGGCAGCAACUGUGAAAAAAGACAAUGCACGAUGCCUUCAAGUCCAUCUAAAACCAAAACGAUUCAGGACCGAAACAACGUAGGAGAAAGCAUUGUCUACAGGUGUUACUUUGGCUACACAGUUAUUGCUGGGGAUCUCGAGCGAAGAUGUGAAGUUCAAGGAUCGUCAACUAAAUGGACUGGGUCGGCACCAACGUGUGUCCGUAACGAGUGCUAUAGUUCCCCGUGUCAAAAUGGCAUUAAAUGUACAAACACUGCGGACGGAUAUAAGUGUUCUUGUCCUACUGGUUUUACUGGAAGAAGAUGUGACGUAAACAUUAACGAUUGUGAUCCUAACCCAUGCGGUAAAAACGGAAGAUGCCUAGACAGAGUAAAUAAGUACGUUUGCAUUUGUAAUGUUGGUUUCACUGGGAACCACUGCCAGACAAACAUUAACGAGUGCGCAUCGAAUCCGUGUAAACAUGGCACUUGCCGCGACCUUAAGGCUGCAUACGCUUGUCAUUGUGAUCAUGGGUUCACCGGUGUCCAUUGUGAAACGAAUAUAAACGAGUGUGCUUCUGGUCCUUGCAAAAAUGGAGGUGGAUGUGUUGACACAGUCAAUGGAUUCAAAUGCACCUGCCCAGCUGGGUUUACCGGUGUCCAGUGUGAAACGAAUAUAGACGAAUGUGCCUCACAACCUUGCAAAAAUGGUGGCUUUUGUACAGAUGAAGUCAACAAAUUCAAAUGUAAUUGUGUGGCGGGGUAUACGGGUGUGACCUGUGAGACAGACGUAGACGAAUGUUCUUCUACUCCUUGUAAGAACGGGGGUAAGUGCAAUGAUGCUGUUAAAGGCUACAGUUGUACUUGCCGUGGUGGAUGGACCGGUCCGUUAUGUGAGGUUGCCAUUGGCGAGUGCUCAUCUAUCCCGUGUCAACACAACGGUUUAUGUAAAGAUGAGAUUGACGGCUAUACGUGUACCUGCCAAAGUGGAUAUACUGGCAAUAACUGCCAAUUGAACAUAGAUGAAUGCAAAUCGUCGCCUUGUCAAAAUGGUGCCACAUGCAGAGACGCCGUCAACAAAUAUAGCUGUGAAUGUCUGCCUGGUUAUACUGGCUCUGAAUGCCAAACCAAUAUUGACGAAUGUGUGUCUAACCCUUGUAAGAAUGGUACAACAUGUAUUGAUGGUGUAAAUGGAUUCACGUGUUCAUGCAAACCUGGAUUUGCCGGUCUUACAUGCCAAACCAAUGUUGAUGAAUGUGCUUCUAACCCUUGCAAGAAUGGUGCAUCAUGUAUUGAUGGUGUGAAUGAAUACACGUGUGUCUGCAAACCUGGUUUUACCGACCCUACAUGUAAAAUCAAUAUCGAUGAAUGUGCAUCUAACCCUUGCAAGAAUGGGGCAAUAUGUAUUGAUGGUGUAAAUGGAUUCACAUGUAUAUGCGAACCUGGAUUUGCCGGCCUGACAUGUAAAACCAAUAUCAAUGAAUGUGCAUCUAACCCUUGCAAGAAUGGGGCAAAAUGUAUUGAUGCUGUAAAUGGAUUCACAUGUAUAUGCGAACCUGGAUUUGCCGGCCUGACAUGCCAAACCAAUGUUGACGAAUGUGCAUCUAACCCUUGUAAGAAUGGCGCGACAUGUAUUGAUGGUGUAAAUGAAUUUACUUGUUCAUGCAAACCUGGAUUUGCCGACCCUACAUGUGAAACCAAUAUCAACGAAUGUGCGUCCAACCCUUGCACGAAUGGUGCAACGUGUAUUGAUGGUGUGAAUGGGUACACAUGUUCAUGCAAAUCUGGAUUUGCCGGCCUUAUCUGCGAAACUAACGCUGAUGAAUGCCUAUCUAACCCUUGCAUGAAUGGUGCAAUGUGUAUUGAUGGCGUGAAUGAAUUUACGUGUGCAUGCAAGCCUGGAUUUGCCGGCCUGACAUGCCAAACCAAUGUUGACGAAUGUGCAUCUAACCCUUGUAAGAAUGGCGCGACAUGUAUUGAUGGUGUAAAUGAAUUUACUUGUUCAUGCAAACCUGGAUUUGCCGGCCUUACAUGUGAAACCAAUAUCAACGAAUGUGCAUCUAACCCUUGCGUGAAUGGUGCAAUGUGUAUUGAUGGCGUGAAUGAAUUUAAUUGUGCAUGCAAGCCUGGAUUUGCCGGCCUUACAUGCCAAACCAAUGUUGACGAUUGUGCGUCUAAUCCUUGCAAGAAUGGAGCAACAUGUAUUGAUGGUGUGAAUGGAUUUACAUGUGGAUGCGAACCUGGAUUUGUUGGCCCAACAUGCGAAACCAAUAUUGAUGAAUGUGCGUCUAAUCCUUGUAAGAAUGGUGCAACAUGUUUUGAUGGUAUAAAUGGAUUCACAUGCUCAUGCAAACCGGGUUUUACCGAUGCUACUUGCGAAACCAAUAUCGAUGAAUGCGCAUCUGACCCGUGUCAGAACGGAGCAUCAUGUGUAGAUGGCGUUAACAGGUAUAACUGUGUAUGUCUGGAUGGGUAUGGUGGUUCUUUAUGCGAAAUCGAUAUAAACGAAUGCGCAUCGAACCCAUGCCUCAAUGGAGGAAUGUGUGCGGAUGGCGUGAAUGGGUAUACAUGCAUGUGUCCCGCAGGGUUUUCAGGCUAUAGCUGUGAAACCAACGUUGAUGAGUGCAAAUCAAACCCUUGCCAAAAUGGCGGCAGUCGCAAAGAUGCAAUCAGUGGAUACACUUGCACCUGCCCGUCCGGUUUUACCGGAUCAAACUGCGAGACUGAUAUCUAUGAGUGUGCCUCUAAUCCGUGUAAGAACGGUCUUUGUUUCGAUGGAAUAAACAGCUUCACUUGUAUGUGUGGUUCUGGUUUUGCUGGUCCAACCUGCGAAAUCAACAUAAACGAAUGUGCCUCCAACCCUUGUAAGAACGGCGCAACUUGCACUGACGAUAUUGGCAGGUACAAAUGCAAUUGUUUAGCGGGAUAUAUUGGUUUGCAUUGUGAAUUCAAUGUCAAUGAAUGUUCAUCUAAUCCCUGUGGUAGCGGGGGAACCUGCUUGGAUGGUGUAAACGGAUACGCGUGCAUAUGUCCAGUUGGUUAUACAGGGACUAACUGCCAGACAAACGUCGAUGAAUGUGCAUCCAACCCGUGCUUAAAUGAUGGUACUUGUGUGGAUAAGGUGGGCGGAUACACGUGUAUUUGUCCUCUUGGUUACAGUGGAGACACGUGUGGAGUAUUACUAACUACCAGUACCACCACGACUCUGCCCACCACGACGGUUACAAAGGAUCCUUGCAAUCCGAACCCUUGCCCAGAAAAAGAACCCGGACAACCAAUUAAUUGUCAACCCUCUAACGGGGGCUAUGAGUGUAUUCGGCCCAAUGACUACUGCUUGGUGAACAACACCUUGUACAAAAAUAUGGAAACCUGGGAAAUCGGAUGUGAGAAAACUUGUCAUUGUAUCAAGGCUUCAGUGAACUUCUAUUACUGUGAACCUAAUGGAGACACGUGUGGAGUAUUGCUAACUACCAGUGCCAGUGCCACUAAGAUUCUGCCCACCACGACGGUUACAAAGACGACAAAGGAUCCUUGCCAUCCGAACCCAUGCCCAGAAAAAGAACCAGGACAACCAAUGAUGUGCCAACCUUUUAACGGGGGCUAUGGAUGUAUUCCACCCAAUGGAAGUACAUCUACAACAGCGCCAUGUUCUGCAAAUCCCUGCAAAAGCGGCGCGCAAUGUAAGGAGACUGAUUAUGGCGCUACCGGUACGUUUAAAAACCAGCUCGGUGACUUCAAAUGUAUAUGUCCUCCAUUUUACACUGGCAAGUAUUGUGAAAACCUAAUCGAUUUCUGUCAGUCCAACCCAUGUCAGCAUGGGUCCACUUGCGCUCCGAAGCUUGGGGGCUACAACUGCACCUGUCCACCCACCCACAAGGGAACCCAUUGCCAAACCCGUGUCAACCCUUGCACCAGCUCCCCCUGUCUUCAUGGCGGACGCUGUAUCACACAGCUCGAUGGGACCUUCAAUUGCACGUGCCCUAAGUUGUGGACCGGGACCCGCUGUGAGCGAUGCCUGUGUAAGAACGGAGGUAGAUGUGACUACAGUCCCACUGACGGCCACGUGUGUCGCUGCCAAGCUGGGUUCAUCGGGAAGAAGUGUGAGACUGAGGAAAAUGAGUGCAACAGCUAUCCAUGCUUGUAUGGCACAUGUAUUGACUUGGUUAACGAUUAUAAAUGUGCCUGUGACCCUGGCUACACAGGCAAAGACUGUAACGUCAAGUCUGGCAGUUUGAUUGGGUAAAAUAUUGGAAGAGUUAAAUACCCUUUUCACCUCGAGCGGUACACUUUUCUGUAUGAUACUAUUUUGAAAGUGUGUCAACUAUGUAGUCAUGCAGGCAGUAACGUAAGAUAGAUCGCCUAUAGGGUAUUGUAACCUUUAUUGCCAUCGAUACCGAAAAUGAUGUUUUCCUGCAUCUAAUAAAUCAGUA
Lingula anatina is the source of this 4722-nucleotide messenger RNA. RefSeq lists its product as uncharacterized. Gene Ontology annotation, molecular function: calcium ion binding; protein binding. The record is from RefSeq and is a predicted model, not a curated record. Gene Ontology annotation, biological process: Notch signaling pathway; axon guidance. Gene Ontology annotation, cellular component: signaling receptor complex; cell surface; plasma membrane. NCBI's taxonomy places the organism in Eukaryota, Metazoa, Brachiopoda, Lingulata, Lingulida, Lingulidae.